AUAUACACCUCGCACGACCUCGACACUUUCCAACCGAACCGACAUUCGUUUUCUCAUUUUCUUCACUUCCCAACUUGAUUUGCUUUUCUUUACAUCUUGCGCAAAGGGCGUUCGAGCUUUACAGCGAAAAAGAAAGGACCUAAACACUGCAGUCAAGAUGGUCUAUUCAACCACCGUGCAGAGCAAGUUCGCUCACAAGGUCGGCGAGCCUGUACCUGAAUUCAACACCGACCACCCCGUGCACCCGGCCAUCGUCCACUUCCCGAUCGCCUUCAACACGCUUGCCUGGGGCCUCGACAUCCUCUAUGCCUUGACCACGAUCUGGGUCAAGCCGGCGUUCCUGACCAGCCGCUUCGGCUCGGCCUCGACCCUCGUCGACAUCACGCGGCUGUCGUAUUUCCUCCUGUGCGCCGGCCUGAUCACGACGGUGCCGGCCAUCAUGUCCGGCAACAAGCAACUGAUCGGGAUGAUCAGCAAGAACGGCGGGCCCUGGGAGAAGGACGCCCAGGGCAAAGCAAAGAGCACCAUGGUGCCUCGGAUCAAGGCCGGUAUCACACACGCCAUCAUCAAUGACUUGGUAUUCGUCGCAAACUUGUACAGCUGGUACAUCCGCAAGGACAAGGAGGGUGCACUCAACCCCGGCAAGACGCCCAACCAGACAAACUUGAUCAUCAGCAUGGUCCUGCUGCCGUUCCUGCUCAUGUCUGCGAAGAUCGGUGGCACGCUCGUGUUCAACCACGGUGUGGGCUUGAACCUGGGCAGGAAGAAGUUUGAGUAAAGAUUCAAGGUCUAUCUACAUCUACCAUCAGAGAAGGGGUGGGCACACAAUAGCGCGGAUAGGGACUGAGCGGGAAAGGCGCUUGAGAAAGAAGUAGUGAGAGUAUGGAUAAGAAGCUGAGUCCCGGCAGAAUUCAGUCAUCGUGCGUAUGGGGAGUUGGAAAAGAAGCGAAGCUUGUGGACUGAAGGUCGAUGAGGCUGGAGAGCCGACGGGGAGGUGAUUCACGUUGCGCAACCAAGAAUAUUCCAAGAACCAGGGUGCAUCUUAGUGUGAGCCAGAGUUGGAAAACAGUCUUCUAUAUGUGUAUUCAUUAGAUUAUGCGUUCUAAUGCGAGUAUAUUAGUCCCCGGAGCGACGGUGACGACAUGUUGACCAUAGGUGGUUGCUACUCUUUUACCAGGUCGACUAAUAAUCCUUCAGAGGACAACCUUUCUCGAC
Molecule: messenger RNA, 1215 nt
Organism: Exophiala xenobiotica
Lineage: Eukaryota; Fungi; Ascomycota; Eurotiomycetes; Chaetothyriales; Herpotrichiellaceae
Exons: 2
Coding region: 158-778 (206 amino acids)
Source: RefSeq, a predicted model, not a curated record